Molecule: messenger RNA, 558 nt
Organism: Penicillium alfredii
Lineage: Eukaryota; Fungi; Ascomycota; Eurotiomycetes; Eurotiales; Aspergillaceae
Product: class I SAM-dependent methyltransferase
Exons: 1
Coding region: 1-558 (185 amino acids)
Source: RefSeq, a predicted model, not a curated record
AUGGGCCAGAAAAUCCUUGAUAUCGGUUGUUGUUUUGGUCAGGACUUGAGACGACUUGCCCUCGACGCUGGGCGUUCGGAUGUGUUGUUCGGUCUCGAGUACCGCAGCCGCUUUGUCGAACUUGGUCUUGACCUCUUCAAAGAUCGGGAUACUUUUCAGUCGUCCAUCUUUUCUGGUGAUGUUUUCGAUGAAAGCUUCAUUGAAUCGAUAAUCAGUUCGGUUGGUCGAUUCGAUGUUCUAUAUGUUGGCAGCUUGUUUCAUCUUUUUGGUGUGGAGCAGCAGCGCCAAUUGGUACGGAUUCUGUUUCGCCUGUUGAAGUCGGACUUUCUUAUUUUUGGAAGGGCUUACAGCGGAGACUCUGUUGAUUUGGGCGGAGCUGGGUUUCUGAAUGGUGUUCCCAGUGAUCAGCUCCAGCAGAUGUUUGAGUCGGCUAGCCCUGGCCCUGUUUCAUGUGAGAUGGCUCUUGAUUCUUACGAGUAUAAGGGUGGUGGAGAUGCUUUCAAGCGUUUCCUACCGCAGGGCUCGAAAGAAUUGGUAUUCAGUGUUCGAUCGUUUUGA